Messenger RNA from Penicillium olsonii, 2196 nucleotides. The record is from the annotation of a GenBank genome assembly. Lineage: Eukaryota; Fungi; Ascomycota; Eurotiomycetes; Eurotiales; Aspergillaceae.
AUGAAGCGCAAUCGCAUACAGUUCGAGGCCAAUGGCGAGGCUUCGUCCGCGUCCCCUCCACAGGGUACUUUUACCCCCGAGGAACGGCCUCACCACGUCCCGAAGAUCUCUCGACGCAUACGAGCUUGCACGGAAUGUAAGCGGCACAAGGUGCGCUGUGAUAUGAAGGCAACUGAUUCAACAUGCUCGCGCUGCCAGCGCAUGGGACUGGAAUGCGUUGUGAACAAAAGUCUCCAAACGUUACUCGAAGAUGAGGCCGAUUGGAAAUCAAUGAUCGAAUCGGCAAUGACAGAUUUACUGAGAAAGUCUCAGCUACCUGAACUAUCAUACUAUCAAGCAGGCGGCGGCUCGACGGAGACGCCCUCAAAGAAGCGAGACCGGAAAGCCUCAACUGUCUCAACCGAUGGUAAAGGACUUACACACAAUCGGGCCGCGCCAGGGGAUAUGGCGAUUGAGAGUACAUCUACUUCAGAAUCUAAUUACAACUUCCCCCGACAGCAACCGCAGUAUUCGCUGGAUCAGGAGGAAACGGGCGCCGCCUCCUUGGUCACCGCACCGAUGGGCAGUCUGUACGAGGUGACGCAGCUGAGUGAGAACCGUGACAAUUCACCCGGACGAAAGCUUGCCCCUGACCAGACAUUGGUUACCGAUUUCAUUUCACGUGGCGUGGUUGAUGUUCAAGAGGCAGAGGAGCUGUUUUAUCAAUUUGAUCAAGUCCUCAAUCGCUACCUAUGGGAUGGGGCAUUACUGGCACACAAGGAUCUGACAUCGGCUCGAAAGUCAUCAUCGAUGCUUUCUGCUGCCAUUUUGGCUGUCACCGCACUUCACAUGCCGAACAAGGAACGAACUUUUGACACAUGCUACACCGAAUUUGCAAAAUUGGCCUCAGAAUCCAUGUUGGGCCAUCACCAUACAUUAGAUGACAUCCGUGCAUUAUGUAUUGGUGCGUUCUGGCUUGCGGAUGUCAGCUGGAAGCUCUCUGGAUAUGCCGUGCGCAUUGCAACCGAACGUAAUCUGCACCAAUUCUACCGCAAAGCCAUGCAAGGCUCGCCUGAGCACUUGGAACAGGCGAGACUAUGGUACCUCCUUUAUACAUUGGAACACCACUUUUCGAUCGCAUACGGUCGACCACCCAUGAUCCACGAAGACGCAAGCAUCACCCAACACAAUAUCUUUACACAGAAUCCGUCAACUUCACAAGGAGACCUCCGACUUCACAGCCAGGUUGAUCUUUUUAUAAUCCUCACCCGUAUAUAUUUUGCAUUUGGCCCUGAUGUCGAAUUAGAAGUCCCCGAAAGUGACUUUUCCAAGAUUGAUCAAUUCGACAUCGAUCUAGGGAGUUGGAAAUCUUCAUGGCUUCCUCGACUUGCGGGGAGUCGCUACGUCGGCGCAUACCCAUACAAGGCCGUGUACAUGCACUACCACUUCUCUCGACUACAACUCAACUCGGUCGCCCUCCGCACAUAUCACUCAUCCACUUCUUCAGGGCAGAUGUCAUUUGAACGCCGAAAGCGCGCCAAUAUAGCAGUUGAAUCAGCCAUUGCCACUCUCCAGGUUUGCCUAGACGAGCGUGAUAUUCAGCGUGCCCUUGUUGGGGUUCCGCUGUAUCUUCACAGUAUGAUCACAUUCGCCGCAGUUUUCCUACUAAAAAUUGCAGCUAGAGUCUGCUCGAACGGAGCCAUUCCCGGCAGCCAGGGAAAACAGACCUCCAUCGCCUCAGCGGGCCUACAAGUCGAUGUCAGCUAUGUGCGUGUCCUUGUAGGCAGGGUCGUCGAUAUCAUGGUGGCAUGUAGCCAGCGUGCGAGUGAACGCCAUCUCAGCCAUCACAUCGCCCGCGGGCUCCGUAAAAUGCUGACUGGCUUGGAGGAGUGGGAGAAGCGUACCACUGGCACCCAGCAGUCGAUUGGAUCGGCUUCGCAGGACCAUUCUUCCCUCUUCAAGCCCGUUACCAUCCCCGGAGCUCAGAUGCUCGGAGAACGUGACACUAUCUUGAGCCAUCCGCCUCCACUGCUUGGGGUUGCUCCGCUGUCUGCUGAACGUAGCAAUGGAUUUGAAUCUGCCACUACCCUGGGUAAACAGGAGCCGGGUCUUUCGGAGGGCUCGGUAGACCCCAUGAUGGCGGACCUGUGGGGGUUCGACGAGGAUUACUUCCCAACAGGAGUGUUCGACUUCCUCCAAAGUCAGAUGCCAGCAUGA